This is a messenger RNA of Procambarus clarkii (red swamp crayfish), 565 nucleotides long. Its product is annotated as ubiquinol-cytochrome-c reductase complex assembly factor 2. Gene Ontology annotation, biological process: mitochondrial respiratory chain complex III assembly. Lineage: Eukaryota; Metazoa; Arthropoda; Malacostraca; Decapoda; Cambaridae. The record is from RefSeq and is a predicted model, not a curated record. Gene Ontology annotation, cellular component: mitochondrial matrix.
UGUGGUGAGGGUGAGGCGGACCACAACACUCUAGCAGACGACGUCACCAUCACCUCACACAUGCUGCUACUCCUCUCCUCACAACCAUUAUAUAUCCACUUAUAACUUAUCAUUCUCAACAUCAACACGUCUCCCAUCAUCUGUACUGGUGCAGUCAUCGGGAGGACAAACCCUUCAUGCAAACUGCACUUACUAUCAAGAAGAUCUCCACUUACUGAUGGCUAGAAACAGCUAUCGAAAUUUUCUGAGAUUACUUGAUAAAUGGCCAGUCGACUCUACGAAAGCUGGUGAUCGAGAUCUUGGAAAGUAUUUGCGGCUUCGUGUGACAGAGGGCUUCAGACAUGGUGAUGCUACUGCUGUAGAUGAAACGGAAUGCCAGAGGAUAUAUGCUUCUCUAAAUCGUAUAGCUACAAAUGUUCAUGCCAAGCAAUACCCACGUACGCUGAGAAGUACAUCAACAGGUCUUACUGCAGAGGAGUGCAAGCAAGUUAUAUCAGAAGAAUUCUUGCAAAUAUUAAAAGAACAGGACAAAGGAUUUUUUUCUGGCUUAUUCAAGAGAGGCUGA